Pseudoliparis swirei is the source of this 1374-nucleotide messenger RNA. Its product is annotated as serine protease 1-like. The transcript has 5 exons. Bases 287 to 1039 code for a protein of 250 amino acids. Gene Ontology annotation, biological process: proteolysis. Lineage: Eukaryota; Metazoa; Chordata; Actinopteri; Perciformes; Liparidae. The record is from RefSeq and is a predicted model, not a curated record. Gene Ontology annotation, molecular function: serine-type endopeptidase activity.
UAAAGUACAGCACAUGAAUAAAUAAAAUAAAUAAUAAAAAACAUUAAAAAUAAGAAGCCAUAAUAAAUUUUUUGAUUUAGAUUUUUAGAAUAUUUUUUUAAAGUGCUGAAUAAAUUUCUCGCGUGAGAACUCAUCCCACGCUCAUCACAUAGAGCGAGUACGUGGAAACACAGAGGAUGUGGCUAGACGGCUGCAGACCUUAACCACAGGGGUCCCGUACUGAGCCCACGGCGUUAUAUAAGGGCCGCCCUCACACCUCAGAGACAGCAGCUUCAGGACCGCCGCCAUGACGACACACGCUCUGCUUCUUCAUCUCCUGACUGGCCUCACACUCCACGCCCUCGGGAGCGAGAUCAUAAAUGGCCGGAACGUCCCGGAGAACAUGAUGGCGUACAUGGCCUCGGUGCAGAAAGACGGACGCCACGUGUGCGGAGGAUUCCUCAUCAGCGAACACUUUGUGGUCACGGCGGCGCACUGCCACAAGUCGAAUCUCAGCGUUGUUCUCGGUACGCACAACCUCCGGAAGGUUGAUAAUAACACGAUGAGAUACGACGUGAAGACCUGCAAGUAUUCCUCGUACGUGAGCGUCAGAGGAGGCCAUGACAUCAUGCUUCUCAAGCUGUUCAGGAAAGCUCGACUGGGCAAAAGAGUAAAAAAGAUUCAACUCCCGAGCGUCGAGAUGAAGAUAAAGGAUAAAUCAAAGUGCCGCGUGGCCGGAUGGGGCUUCACGAGAACCGACGGGAAAACCGUCAACGAGCUGAAGGUGGUGGACGUGCCCAUCGUGAGCCCCGAGGUCUGUAAGGGGAAAUGGGGAAAUGAUCUACCUGCCAAUGUGCUCUGUGCCGGUGGAUAUGGCACCAACAAAGGAUUCUGUCAGGGGGAUUCCGGGGGCCCACUGGUGUGCGGCGGGAAAGCUGCAGGUGUCGUGUCUUUCAAUCUUAACAGCGACUGCAGCUAUCCAAAUAAACCCAACGUCUACACAAAGGUAUCCAAAUACCUCGCCUGGAUCAAAAAGAUUCUCAAGGAGAAUGAUUGUUGAAUGUCAGAAUUCAGCGUGCCUUCCUUGUCCUCUGUUGACAUCUUUAAACUCACUUUUAUAAAAUUGCCUUUUUUUAACAGAGGACAUUCUUUAUGCGUUAUAUAUGUUGUAUAAUACUGGUCUGGGUACACCUUUUGAAUUUUAAAUCUUGGUGUUUUUUUGCUUUUAAGAGUGCUCAAUAAACACAACAUUUUAUUCCGAAAGGUAUUGUAAGGCUGUAUUGAAGAUGCCAUGUCGCAGUUUGUUAUACACAUCAAAUAAAAAAAAUGAUGUCAAAUGCUGUAUUUUAAUGACUGUGGUUAUACAAAAAGUUAUAUGGAAGAGGUUUAUUUCCA